Molecule: messenger RNA, 2007 nt
Organism: Anolis sagrei ordinatus
Lineage: Eukaryota; Metazoa; Chordata; Lepidosauria; Squamata; Anolidae
Source: RefSeq, a predicted model, not a curated record
CUUCGCCCCUCUCCCUCAGAGAAGCCGCAGCAGCAGAUGUAGCAGCAGCAGCCUGUCUCCUCAGCGAGGAUUCUCCCUCCAGAAGCCGGUCUUGGGCCAAGCAAGGCAGGCAGGCAGGAUGGCGGAGAGCGAGUGCGAGACGCCCAGCACCCCGGGCGAGUUCGAGAGCAAGUACUUCGAGUACCACGGGGUGCGCCUGCCCCCCUUCUGCCGGGGGAAGAUGGAGGAGAUCACCAACUUCCCCGUCCGAGACAGCGACGUCUGGAUCGUCACCUACCCCAAGUCAGGCACCAGCUUAUUGCAGGAAGUAGUAUAUUUGGUUAGCCAAGGAGCUGAUCCUGAUGAAAUUGGUCUAAUCAAUGCCUCUAGUCAAACGCCUGGACUGACUUUUCCUUCAUUCAUUUUGUAGGAGCUGACCUCUCCUCGCCUCAUCAAAAGCCAUCUUCCAUAUCGUUUUUUGCCUUCAGACCUACACAGUGGAGAUUCAAAGGUAAUAUACAUGGCUCGCAAUCCUAAGGACCUGGUAGUGUCUUAUUACCAGUUUCAUCGCUCUCUACGCACUAUGAGCUACAGAGGAACGUUCCAAGAGUUUUGCCGGAGAUUUAUGAAUGAUAAGUUAGGAUAUGGUUCGUGGUUUGAGCAUGUGCAAGAAUUUUGGCAACAUCACAUGGACUCGAAUGUACUCUUUCUCAAAUAUGAAGAUAUGCACAAGGACCUAGCAACUAUGGUUGAACAGUUGGCAAGGUUCUUGGGCAUCUCUUGUGACAAAGCACAACUGGAAGCCAUGGUGGAACAUUGCCACCAGCUCAUUGACCAAUGCUGCAAUGCAGAAGCUCUUCCUGUUGGCAGGGGAAGAGUCGGACUAUGGAAAGAUAUCUUCACCGUUUCCAUGAACGAGAAAUUUGACUUAGUUUACAAACAGAAAAUGGGAAAGUGUGACCUCACAUUUGACUUUUAUUUAUAGAAACUAAGAUGCAUGCCUAUGAAAAACAAAAACGCUAGCUAUAUUGUAGCUAGAAGUGCUUUUUGCAUUCAUUUAUUACUUGCUGGACACAAAGUUGUACAUGUUCUGUGUAUCAAUAUUUUAAAAGAAAACAAGGGCACAAUGCACUAGGAAGUUAAGGUAAGAAGAUCCCUGUAGGAUUGAUGAAAGCUCCACAGAGUUGGGCACUCAUCUGUUGGCCAGAUGCCUAUGGACAACUCACAAGUAAAAUAGAAGGCAAAGGAGCGUAAUUAUUGCCCUCCAGAUGUUAGACCAAAAUUCCUAUCAGUCAUUGCCAGUUCAUCAAGUGAUAUGGGAGCUGCAAUGCCAAAACCAGGUGGGGUGACAUCUUUUAUAUUAUUUACAGCUUUUAUAUUCCGCCCUUCUCACCCCGCAGGGGACUCAGGGCGGAUUACAGUGUACACAUAUAUGGCAAACAUUCAAUGCCAGUUUUUGACAUACAAACAUAUACAGACAUACACAGAGGCUAUUUAACUUUUUCUGGCCGCCAGGGGAGCUGUCGCUUUCAUUGUCCAUCUGCGACGCUGAUGAAGCACUUCCACAUUCCCCGCAUGCUUCCCCACUGGAAUGCUUUGCUGGAGUCUUCUUUAUGGCCUCAUAAAUCAGUUAAUUUAGCCUCCCCACACUUUAAGGUGGUACCUAAUUUUCCUACUUGACCGAUGCAACUGUCUUUCGGGUUGCAAAGGUCGACAACAGGCUACACACAAUUGGUUGGAAACCCACUCCAACCCGGGCUGGCUUCGAACUCAUGACCUUUUUGGUCAGAGUGAUCUUAAUGCAGCUGACACUCAGCCAGCUGCGCCACAAUCCCGGUGCACAGCUGGCAUGGAGGCAUCUACCUCAGUAGGGUACACUGGCACAGUUACCAUCCAUUUCAAUAUAGAUUGUGCAGAAAGUCUUCCCAGUGCAUUAUGCCCAAACAGAAAUUAAGCAAACAAUGUAUGAUACAGCUCUUCCUGAAUCUUUCCUUCCUCGGCAAACAUGAAUAUAUCUUAUCUCCAGAA